Maniola jurtina (meadow brown) is the source of this 1182-nucleotide messenger RNA. RefSeq names its product inducible metalloproteinase inhibitor protein. The record is from RefSeq and is a predicted model, not a curated record. The transcript has 5 exons. NCBI's taxonomy places the organism in Eukaryota, Metazoa, Arthropoda, Insecta, Lepidoptera, Nymphalidae. Bases 99 to 824 code for a protein of 241 amino acids.
CUGUAUUUCCUGUUACCCCUACCAAGAAUGCUUUGUAGGUACAUAGUUAGGUGCAAAAUACAUGAGACGCUAGAACAAGUUUGAUUCAAACAAUCAACAUGCGUAUUUUUUCGUUGUCCAUUUCCUUAUUUGUUUUCUUGUUUGUGGGGCAGGUGUUUGGAAACUUGCAGUGUUCCCAUCCAAAUGAAAUUCAAGACUGUGUAAAAGAAUGUCCUCCAGAAAAAAGCUGCGGAAAUAAAGACAUAAAAUUCAAUUGCUUGGUGAACAAUAAAAGAUGUCAAAUAAAAUGUGUCUGUAAAGAAGGUUUUUACAGAAAUUAUGACGGAGAUUGCGUGUCUGAUGAAGCUUGUGAUCGAUGUCCUGCUCCGAAUGAGGUUUUCAGUUGUGGUAGCGCUUGCGAUACUACAUGUGCGACGCUCAACCAACAAUGCCCCAUUGUAAAUAUAAAAUGUAAUGACAAAUGCUAUUGUAGAAGAGGCUAUGCUAGAAAUGAUAAAAAUAUUUGUAUUCUCAUGAGUGAAUGCAUUUCAGAAGCAAACAAUACCCUGAACAGCCAUGAAAACGUUAGAAAAGCGAGAGCAGCCUAUCAAAAUAAAGAAAAUGCAAAUGUUGUAUGCGGUCCAAACGAAGAAUAUCAAGAGUGUAAGAAAACCUGCCCACCGGAUACUUGCAUGUCCCUAGUUGCCAGGUUCAAAUGUGCUAGCAAUCCUCCGUGCACACCUGGUUGUGUAUGCCAACCAAACUUUUUGAGGACCAAGCGUAAUUCACCAUGUAUGCCAAUGCGACAAUGUCCGGAAUUAGCACAUUCUCCAGAUUUUAACUAAGUAGGCAUAUUAGCUACCAAAUCGUAUCACCUUUAAUUAUUAUUUUCAAAAAUUACACGAAUUUUACAAAAAUUGCUUGUUUUCUCCUCUUUUCUAAGUUAUUUGGCAUUGCAAUUAUUAAUUUUAUCAAGAGGCUAUGACAAAACAAAAAUGUAAGAAAUAAAAUAUUAUGCUUUUCUUAAUCAAUUAUUCACUGCAGUAGAAUGCGUGCCGCCUCGCGCCACUCCUCCGCUGCAGGCCGCUGCUUUUUCAGUGUAACUUCACUUUUAAUGGACAACUUAAAUGUGAUUUCUAAUUGCCUACAAAAAUGUAUUGAUACUUUAUAAGAGUAGUUUUAUUAAAUCUAUUCUUAGUUUAU